Messenger RNA from Diabrotica balteata, 1215 nucleotides. The record is from the annotation of a GenBank genome assembly. Lineage: Eukaryota; Metazoa; Arthropoda; Insecta; Coleoptera; Chrysomelidae.
AUGGUUAGAUAUAAACUUCCUGUUAUUAUUGUGGUAGUUAACAAUUCUGGCAUUUAUUCUGGAAUGGAAGUAACUGUAUUAAAUGAAAUAAGAGAUAGUGUUGGAGUAGAAGAAAUUGCCAAAGUUUCACCUCCAGGAUGUUUGACCAGUGUAACGCGUUAUGACAAUAUGAUGAGUCUUUUUGGAAGAACAGGAUUUUUCGUUAAUACAGUUCCAGAACUGCACUUAGCGGUUAAAGAAGCCCUAAAGGUUGAACUGGCUAGACCAUAUUGUAAAUAUUCGGCGCGUCCACCGAGUAUACCAUUAAUACCUCUUCAUGUCGAAAAAGCUGUGAGAUUAACAAAAACAGGUCGACCAGGAGCAGCCUAUCUUGAUUUUCCUGCAAAUAUUUUAUCGGGUCGAGUUUCUCAAGAAAAAAUACCACAACAGUAUGGACCAAUGCCUAUCCCGCAAGUUUUCCCAGAUCCAAGACAAAUUGAAAAGGCAAUAACUGUUCUUUCGCAGGCCCGAAACCCCUUGAUAAUUGUAGGAAAAGGUGCGGCUUAUUCAAGAGCCGAAAAAGAAGUCAGGGACUUGGUAGAAUUGGCCAAUUUACCAUUUUUAGCCACACCAAUGGGAAAAGGAGUCGUACCUGACACUUCUUCAAAGUUCGUUGGAUCUGCAAGAUCUACCGCUUUGCAACAAGCCGACGUUAUUCUUCUUCUGGGAGCACGACUCAACUGGAUUUUGCAUUUCGGCAGACCUCCAAGGUUUUCUCCAAAUGUUAAAGUAAUUCAAAUCGAUAUUACUGCUGAAGAAUUGCACAAUAGUGUAAAAUCUGAAGUAGCAAUACAAAGUGACAUCAAAAGUGCAUUAGAACUAAUAAAUGCAGGUUUAAAAAAACGAAAUUUCAAAUAUAAUGACAACAGCGAAUGGUGGAGUUUAUUAAGAAAAAAAUGUCAGGAUAAUCAGAGGACUGUAAAGGCUAUGUGUGCCGAUAUAUCAGUACCACUAAACUACUAUGCCGUUUUUCAAAACCUAUUUGAUCGUUUACCUGAAGAUUGUAUAAUUGUAAGUGAAGGUGCUAAUACAAUGGAUAUAGGAAGAACUUUAUUGCUUAACAAUCAACCCAGGCAUAGAUUAGAUGCUGGUACUUUUGGAACUAUGGGUAUGAAGCUAGACCUAGAUCUCAUGUCCACCUCAAGAAAAAAGGCUGUUGGCGAAAAAUUGCUGUGA